Molecule: messenger RNA, 1278 nt
Organism: Cetraspora pellucida
Lineage: Eukaryota; Fungi; Glomeromycota; Glomeromycetes; Diversisporales; Gigasporaceae
Source: the annotation of a GenBank genome assembly
AUGAAAGAAGAACAUGAAAAAUAUAUAAAAGAAAUGGAUGAGCAACAUAAAAAACAUAUGAAAGAAAUGGAUGAACAACAUAAAAAAUGUUUGUUGGUUGUGGCCAGGUUUGCUACAGAUGCUGCACUUGAUCUUGUUCAUAGAAUCAUGUUUGCGUUUGUAAUUUCCAAUAAAAAUGCUGCUUUAAAACAAGAAAAUAAUGAAUUACAUGAAAAUAAUGUGAAAUUAACCAAAGAAAAUGAUGAAUUGAAUGCUACAAACAAUGCUAAUAAUGAAAUAAUAAACAAAGCCAAUCAGAGAGCAAAUGAAUCGUUAGAAAAUUUAGAUAUCAAGUAUGAGAAGAGUGAGCUGUUGGAUAGUAAGAUGGAUAAAAUCAAACAAGUCAGUGAAGAAAUAAAAAAGUAUAUAAAAAUAGGUAAAGUUUUAAAUAAUAAACUUAAACAAUUUGUGAAAAAAUCAGGAAGCAAACAAGAAUUAAUUGAAAAGAUAUUAGGACAUGAUCCCGAUUAUGCAAUAACUAAUCUUAAUAAUAUAGAAAGACUUGCAGAUAUUUAUCAACAAUUUAUGAAAGAUAAUUAUGAUGAGGUAGCAUCCCAACAUGAAAAUAGUAUCGAAACAAUGAAAGCUAUCACAAAGAUGUGGAAAACAAGUCCUAAAAAUCCAAAGAAUGGAUUGGGAUUCAUUCAGGCAAAAUGGCAUCCAAUAAAAACACAAGAAAAACUAUUACAAAAAGAAAACCUACUUCAAAAAAAAAGAUUACACCGAUCAAAAAGAAAACCCAAAAAAGUUGUACUUCGUGCGGCUGUAAGAAUGCCUCUUGCAAAAAAAAGUAAAGUGUCUAAGAAAAAACCACCACCAAUAAAAAAAAAAGUGUCAAAAAAUACUGCUUGUUCACUUGGAUUUUGUGGAGAUGAAGAAAAACUAAAUAUAUGUGAAGCAAAAAGACCUCCUGGAGCACAAGUUAUAAAAGAGGAAUAUGGUGCUGUUACACAUGAAGGCCGAACAUUUUAUUUUGAUACUAUAUUCAAAAGAUUCUUUGCAGUUAGACUUUUUCAAAAAGAUUUUGGUCUUUUUACACAAUUUAAAUUACAUGACAUCUCAAUAUAUUUAGAUAUUUGGACAUAUCAUCAUGAUGAUCAUACUCAAACGAUAGAAAUUCCUACUGUAAGAGGGAAUACGACACUUACUUCUCUGAUUUCCAAAAUGAAAAUUAAAAGUUUUAUUUUGGACUUUGUAAUGAUCAUGAUCUGGCAAAGAAAAAGGAUACAGAUAUAUUAG